AUGCGGGUUAAGAGACCAAGAAUCAUGAUUGUAGGCAUAAUGAACGAGAAAGAUGAUGAGAGUGAUAUGUUAGUUCGAUUUGAUAAUAUCGCAGAAAUGCAAAAUCAUGAACAACAAAAAAUUGGUGUUUAUGCCAUCCAAAAAUUUCAAGGGGAGGGGCUCUCGUACAAAAACUAUCGCAGGAUCGACACUAGAAGUGGAAAGGCUUGUUUAGGCUAUGCUAUCAACUAG
Messenger RNA from Arabidopsis thaliana (thale cress), 231 nucleotides. RefSeq lists its product as uncharacterized. Bases 1 to 231 code for a protein of 76 amino acids. NCBI's taxonomy places the organism in Eukaryota, Viridiplantae, Streptophyta, Magnoliopsida, Brassicales, Brassicaceae. The transcript has 4 exons. The record is from RefSeq and is marked reviewed.